This is a messenger RNA of Poecilia latipinna (sailfin molly), 1880 nucleotides long. RefSeq names its product calcium channel, voltage-dependent, gamma subunit 7a (gene cacng7a). The transcript is spliced from 6 exons. Gene Ontology annotation, molecular function: channel regulator activity; voltage-gated calcium channel activity. The record is from RefSeq and is a predicted model, not a curated record. NCBI's taxonomy places the organism in Eukaryota, Metazoa, Chordata, Actinopteri, Cyprinodontiformes, Poeciliidae. Gene Ontology annotation, cellular component: AMPA glutamate receptor complex; postsynaptic density membrane. The coding region runs from base 327 to 1418 and encodes 363 amino acids. Gene Ontology annotation, biological process: neurotransmitter receptor transport, postsynaptic endosome to lysosome; neurotransmitter receptor internalization; positive regulation of synaptic transmission, glutamatergic.
UACACACGCGAACACACACACAGAAACACACCAGUCCCACCUCCCUGUAACCAAACUAGUGAAGCCAAUCCAAGCGAUUCUCCGCAGUGCUGAAAGAGCAGCGAAGUAAAGGAGAAGGAAGAGGAGUGAGAGAGGAGGAGCAAAAGAGAGGAGAAAGAGGGGAGAUUUGGGGAAACACGAGUCAGAGGCAGAGUGGGUGUGUGGCGAGAGCAGCAGAUACUGUAGGAUAAGGGAGAGAUAGGAGGGGGAGAAACUGCAAAUUUGGUGUUUGGCUUCUCAGCGCGCACAUCAUCUCAGCUGCACUGUUCAGCUCUUUGCUCUGCAGGAUGAGUUCGUUCAGCACGAGAGCGCUCACUCUGCUCUCGUCGGUGUUUGGAGCUUGUGGGUUGCUGCUGGUGGGCGUUGCUGUAUCAACGGACUACUGGCUACUGAUGGAGGAGGGAAUCGUUCUGCAGCAGAACCAAACCAUGGAGGUCAAGAUGGCGCUCCACUCCGGGCUCUGGAGAGUCUGUUUUGUUGCAGGACCUGAGAAGGGCAGAUGUGUUGCAUCGGAGUAUUUCACUGAACCAGAGAUAGAGAUCACAACAGAAAACACAGCCAACAUACUAAAAAUGGUCCGGACAGCCACACCGUUUCCCAUGGUCUCCCUGCUCUUCGUCUUCACCGCCUUUGUCAUCAGCAAUAUUGGUCACAUCCGACCACAGCGCACCAUUCUGGCCUUCGUUUCUGGGAUAUUCUUUAUACUAUCAGGUCUCAGUCUGGUGGUGGGUUUGGUUUUAUACAUUUCCAGUAUUAAUGACGAAGUGAUGAAUCGACCCAGAGAGCCAGAGCAGUUUUUUCACUACCACUACGGCUGGUCCUUUGCCUUCGCUGCCUCCUCCUUCCUGCUCAAAGAGGGUGCAGGAGUGAUGUCUGUCUACCUCUUUAUGAAGCGUUAUGCAGAGGAGGAGCUCUACCGCCCCCAUCCAGCACUCUACCGCCCCCGUAUGUCUGACUGCAGCGACUACAGUGGCCAGUUCCUUCAUCCAGACUCCUGGGCUCCACCACAGCGGGGCCGAAGUCCCUCUGAUGUCUCCUCUGACAUCUCCAUCCAGCUCAACCAGACCCCGCCGCCUCAGCAAACCCUAAAGGGCGGCAGUAGCUCCCAGGCAACGCCUUCUUCUUCCGGGCCUUCAUCAGCUGCCAGCUACCAGCUCCAUCCUGCGUCUUCCUCCUCCACAUCCUCCUCAUAUCCACACCCCCUUCACCCAGGUGCCACCUCUACCCUGACUAGGGUGCCACAUGCUCUCGCCCACUCGCAAUCACAUCCCCAUUCGAGCGGGCCCCCACCUCAGUCCCUGCCGAUGGUAGCACCUCCCUCUGCCGUGCCUCCUCCUCACUACCACACACACACACGAAUGAGUGCCUCACCAUGCUAGGCUGGGAGAGCAUGGAGUGGGGUGGGGGUGGGAUACAGCUGGGGUUGAUACACCAAGUGGGGGGGGGGUACCUAUGUUAUAGCUCCUAAGGCACUCACCAGAUGCACACAAACGCUAAUCCUGCUCCCUUAAAGUGUGUGGGAGGAGGGAUACAGCAGAGCAACUGAACGAAGGAGGUUCAAGGAGCAGAAAAGAAAAAGGGGAGAGGAGGGAAAAAAAAGGAGGGAAGGGUGGAAGAAAAGCAGGUGGGCGAAAGGAUGAGUCACUGUAAUGCUGAGCCCGAGAUGAAGACAGACGCUUAACAAAACUUUAACACGCUGGGAGGGGAACACGCGAUGGGAGGAGUGAGGAAUAUGAUGAUUAGUAGCAACAAGACACUCAUGGGGUUUUCUGAUGAAUACAUUCAUCAUCAUGAACUUGAUACAAAGGCAACAGCAUGAAGCGGCAAACAACUUAGGAAAG